CACGGUCGUGAUUAGAGACAGAAACUGUCUCGUCUGCUGCAGUUUAGCUCCAUCAAAGUUGUCCUUGAGUCAGAGCUGUUGAAGUUUAACAGCUGGCCCCUAACAGUCAGAUGAAUGUUCGGUAGAAGCCGCUAAAACCGCACAAGUUCCGGUUUCAUGUGAUCAACGAUGCUCCGUGUCUCUGUCAGCUGUUUUACUGAGCCAUGAGCUCCAUGAAGAGAGUCCAGUGAUUCCACUAGAUGGAUCCUUCCAGCGUGAUCUCCAGGAUCCAGACCUGCACACACACUCAGACUGCGGGGAUUUAUCUGCCUUGUAGGAGGAUCGCAUCGCUCACCCCGACUGGUGAGAGAGCAGGAGUGUGUGUGUGUGUGUGUGUGGUUUGAAGGCGUGACCUCAUCAUUAAGAGAAGUAAGAAGUUCCUGGUUUGAAGUGAAGAAGAAGAGAAGCAGCAUUAAACCAUCAGAGCUCUGAGAUGAAACACACUUUGGUCUGCUUCAUCUUCCUCACAGCACUUCAGGAUGGAAACACUGGUUUGGUCAAAGCACAAACUCUCACCCACAGAGCAGAGGAAGGAGGAAACAUCACAUUUGGGUGCAGCUUUUAUUUCUCUGCAAGCAGGAAACUGUUCUGUAAGGAAAAAUGUGAAAAUGGAAACAUUCUUGUUGAAACAUCUGAUGAUGCAGCUCAGAACGGCAGAUACAGCAUUAAAUAUAAACAAACAGAUACUCUGUCAUAUACUCUGUAUGUGAGCAUCACACAGCUGAAACAGUCUGACUCAGGAUGGUACAGGUGCUCUUUGGACAGAACUUUGAGGCCAGAUGGAAACGAUGAUUUCGAGCUGAUUGUCACAGCAGCUUCAACCACUUCAACACCAAACGGGACUCUGAGACCUUUUUCAGCUUCAGUGUUUCUCUCAUCAGCCUCCACACCACCAACAACACAGAGUUUAAGCUCAACUUCAGGAAGCUCCACACCUUCAUCAGCCUCCUCUGGAAGUUCAGCUCUUGCAGAUGUGCUGCUUUAUGUGCGGCUGGUUCUGGUCGUUGUCAUCAGCAUCUUUUUAGUAUCUUUGCUGAUGAAGAGGAGAGCCGUUAAACCCAGAGGACCUCCUGUGGAAUCUGAGCGUGCUGACAUCACACAGGACAACCAGUUGUGUGAAGAGAGGACAGACAGAGCAGCUCACCUCCUGCAGGAGUGUCUUCAGUGUACGCUACACCAAAAGCCUCCAACCAGAUGGAGAUGUAAACACAGACCUCUGCAGCCUCUCCACCUCUGCUCACAACAAAGUAAAACUGUGGUCUGAUUUUAAGCUCUUUGAUUUUUACUAUAUCAUCUCUUUCUGCCAG
This is a messenger RNA of Oreochromis aureus, 1346 nucleotides long. RefSeq lists its product as uncharacterized. The coding region runs from base 473 to 1303 and encodes 276 amino acids. Gene Ontology annotation, molecular function: transmembrane signaling receptor activity. The record is from RefSeq and is a predicted model, not a curated record. Gene Ontology annotation, cellular component: plasma membrane. The transcript has 6 exons. Lineage: Eukaryota; Metazoa; Chordata; Actinopteri; Cichliformes; Cichlidae.